Juglans regia (Persian walnut) is the source of this 835-nucleotide messenger RNA. RefSeq lists its product as uncharacterized. Gene Ontology annotation, molecular function: zinc ion binding. Lineage: Eukaryota; Viridiplantae; Streptophyta; Magnoliopsida; Fagales; Juglandaceae. The transcript has 5 exons. The coding region runs from base 1 to 714 and encodes 237 amino acids. The record is from RefSeq and is a predicted model, not a curated record.
AUGAAAAAGUCUAGUCUAGACGCGGCGCAGCUCGGGCCUGCGUGUGCACGUAAGACUUCGGCUUCGAAGUUAAAGGUGCAAAACGGUGCGUUUUGCAUUUCUUUCUCUCAAUCCGCUCAACUGCUCUCACAAUCCUCUCUGUGCGAUUUCUUCCCCAGAGCAACGAACUUGUUUCUCGAGCAUCCCAAGCCAUUUCUCUCCACCAACUCGGCAUCUCUCCCAGCUAUCGAUGUGCGACUUCAUCCCCGACAUAAACCUAGCCGACCAAGCCAUUCCUCUCCACCAACUCGGUGUCUCUCCCAGCUAUCGAAGUGCGACUUCAUCCCCGACAUAAACCUAGUUGUACUUAGAAUAUCAAAUACCCGAAGAAAUCCAAGGCGACUAUUUUUUGGGUGUCCACAGUUCAAUAAAGAGGGAAUACCAUAUUGCAAAUAUUUCAAGUGGGCAGAUAAUCCAGAUGUCAGAGAGAAAGCCAUUGUAACUAGAGAAACAAAAUUAUUAAGGAAAGAUGAAGCGCUUAAAAGCAGAGAAAAAGAGAUUGAGAAGAGGGAGUUCGUACUCCACAACAAUGAAGCCUUGCUUCAGAAGCAAUUAGCUGAUAUGCAGCAUGCACGCAGACUACUUCAUGUCUCUUGGCUGUUCAUCAUAUGUAUUUCAUUGUAUUUGAUGAUCAAAUACAUAGGGACUUUUGUAAUGAUGAAGAACUGGUGUUAGGGUCUUAGCAUUUGUAACUUGAGUAAGGCACCACAUAUGUACUUAAGACUUUAUUUAGUGUUAGUGAUCUUCUAAUCCAUCAUUGGAAAUUAUUGUAUUUGAGAAUGUAUUUAGUUUUGAA